CACAUCAACUUUUAUAGAUUUCUUGCUUGUCCACAGAGAGGUUUUCACUCUCACUAGUGUUUGUUUAUUUAUUUAUUUAAAUCUACCACACUCACACUGAAUUUAGAAGCUCCCCAGUUCCAGCCACUCGAGUCGUGUCACUGUGACGUGCAGGUGACCAGACAACUUGCUCUGAAGGUCUCUUGUGGUAUGUGGGAGAGUGCCCUGGUUUGGGCUGGGGCAGAGCUGACACUGUUCAGGUGCCAGAUGGGGUUGAACCAUGAGAGAAAGUCAGCCAGGAUGGUCAUGAGGGUGAACUGGCCUAGAGAGCAACAACUCGAAGCAAAAAGAGGUCAAGGAGAACUUGGAGUUUUCUGAAAGCACCUGAGAAAGCAAAGAUGAUCAGUUUGGCCUCCACAAACCCAGAUGUGAAAUCCAAAGGUUAGUUCAGGUUCUCCAAGGCCUCAGUGUGUGUCCCAAGAGGAGAACAGACAAAUCCAGAGUUCUGUUGAGGAGAACAGUAUUUCAGGUGCCCUCAGGGCUGCUUGGGGCUUGAUCUGACACAGGACCUGAGCUGCAGGUGCUGGUUUAUCUGCCAGUGCUCUCAAACAUUCAAAGGCACAACAUGCCCUGCUCCAGUUCCUGUAAUUCACCCCAUUUCCUGUGACCAGAAAACAUGUUUAUUAUUUUGACAAGAGGAAAUACAAUUUCAUGAUGUUGCUCCUGGAUUAUCUCUUGUGCUGGUCCCACUAUCCAGACUCACCAGCUAUGAAAAGGCAUCUUCAUCCUUCUUGGGCAGACACAAAAAAAGUGUUUCAACAGAGAGGCAGAAUUUAACCAGAUCAAAAGGUUGGGAACAGCACAAUGCCAGGAAUGUGAAGGGUGGAUCUGAAGGGCUCAGGGUGCUGGGGGAUCUUUGUGUCCAGAUUGAUCCUGAAGGGAACUGCUCAAGGUGGAAACAUGGUGAGGUCUCCAAGCCUCCUCCACUGACACAGUGCAUGACCCCAUGGCACAACCCUGGGCAAAACCACAGCAUGACCUGUUCUUUUCCUCUAGAACGUGAGCCAUUCACCUGUUAGCAAAAGAAAAUGUGUUUUCUGCGAUGCCACCCCAUUUUAACCACUAUCAGAGGUCUGGUAUCUCCUCUCCUGCUUGAAAGAGCCCCCCUGUGCACGACAGCAAAUGUUUUGGGGAAGAACCCCUGUGGGAUUUGAUGCCUUUCUGCAGCCUCAGGUUCUGAGCUGCAGGAUCUCGUGAGCACCCCAGCUUCAUUUGCUUCCCUUAAAUGAAAUUACUCCCUCUCUGCACAGAGAAAAAACAAAAUAUGCUGUAAAUGCAGGAUAACAGCUCAACAACCCCAAAAUACAAAACUGCUUCAUUUCGUUUAAAAGAUUUUGGGGAUGGCUGGUGCAUUUUAACCAAAAAUGCCGGUUUGUGGAUUAGACAAGGGCUUAGCCCAAAAGUAAGGGAGUGAUUGACAAUUAUUUGCUGCACAAAUAAAUCCAAGCUUCCCCAAAACGCUGCCCCUGUAGAGAGAACUGUGCAGGGCUGAGGGGGACUCACCAGCCCCACGGGCCACGUGCCAAUGGCUCAGCUCAACCCUCAGCAAGUGUGCACAAGGGUGAGCUGCUUUGUGUGAACAAACCCUCCUCCUCCUCUUGUUUUUCAUACAUCCUUCAGGUGCAUCCUGUCAGAUAUUCUCAGUGCUGAGCGCUUGAGAGGUGCUGAUCAUCUGCAUUUGGCCUCCUGCCCACAGGAUACCAGGCUACAGGCAGAGACAACCUUCAUCUGGAGGCCUUAGGGAAAGUCUCCCAGUUAUUUAAAAAUUCCUUUGUGCCUUCUGCCUUUGAAAGGAGGACACUGCCAAGUGUAAAAUGCACAUUGACGUCGGUAAUGAGCCAGAAAUACAAACGCUACACAAAAACGUGCUCUCGGUUGAAAGAACAGAGAGGUUGAGUGGUGUGUGUUGAAGGAGGAGGCUUGAUGUCAAUCUAUCAGCAUUUCAUGGCCAGGAACAUUGUGAUCUUCUCCAAAAGUUCUCCAAAAAUCCAAGAAGCAGAGGAAGGACUUGACGUGGUUACAAACCCCUCACUAUGGUCCGACAUCCCCCGACCUCUCCUUUCCCCAGCUGUAAACAACCAGCUAAAAAUAGGGCUCAGGGAUGGCUGGAUGAGCUGCUGGGGACACAGAAGUAGGAUGUCCCAGGCAGGAUAUCCUGAUAAAACAGCCACUUUGCUUUGGGAUUAACCUCUGACCGCUGGGGAGGGCCAGGCGCAGUGCCAGCCUCCCUGCUGGGAUCUGGGAAUGCUUCACAAAUACACCAGCUCUGCUCCUUCUUCCAGGGAUCAGCAUCAGCUGCUGCAAAAGAUGCCCAGGAAGAAAACCUGGAAUGAUAAACACCUCUUGCAUCUUCCAAAUCCAUUUGCUGUCAGUGGAGAUGACCAGUGUGGGGCUCAGAUUGCCCAGAGAAGCUGUGGCUGCCCCAUCCCUGGAAGUGUCCAAGGCCAGGUUGGACGGGGCUUGGAGCAACCUGGGCUGGUGGAAGGUGUCCCUGCCCAUGGCAGGGGGUGGGAAUGAGAGGGUCCUUAAAGUCCCAAUCCAAACCAUUCCAGGAUUCCAUGAUUUCCUUGCAAGAGAAAUCUGGCAGCUGAGUGGGUGGCAGAGCUGAUGGAUUCUGGUGCACCCUCGAUCCCAGACCCUGAACUGGGAACUAAAGGUUCCUUCUUUCAUUUCUCUUCCACAGCUCUGUUCCUGUUAAAUUUGAAGGGUCAUAGAACCUGUUACAGAAAAUUGACAAAUAGAGCAAGAAUGGUUCUAUUUAUACUUUACCUAGAACUAGAAAAGGAAAGAUGCCAACAGCCAGAUAAUCCAUAGAGCUCUGGGCUGUGAGAUGUGACCGUGGAUAUCAGGUAAAACUGUCCAACUGGAAAUGAGGCACCUCAGAAGUUACAGCACAGCGUGUAUAUGCCUGCAGUGCUCAGCGUUGCAGAAAGGUGGUCAUGCUCAGCAGGCAGUAAAAGAACUAAAAAUUAUAUAUAUAUAUGCCCAUAUAGAAAGGCAAGGAAUUAAAGGAGGCAAAAAGAAAAAAAUUGGGAAUGAUGCACAUUAUGAGUUUUUUUUAUACAACGGUAUUUUGGGAAAAUCUCCACCUUAAACCAUACUAUUAUUUCAGGAAUAAAGUCCAAACCCUUUAGCCUGUAGCCUUGAUAGUCUGAGGCUAACCAAGCUUCCAAGAAAAUGAAGGAAAAUUACUCCCUUCCAGUAACUUACACUGGCAGAGAGUUCAGUUUUCCUUCAGCGAGCCCUUAUUGGAAGGUUGGUGCUUCUGUAUUUUACAGCUUUUAGCAGGCAAAUGGCAAGUGCCCGUGGAGAGGAGCAGGAGCAGCUCGAGAGAAGAACACCAUCACCUCCCACGACUCCUGUGCCAAAAGAGGGACAGAAAUCCAUGGUCUCCAUCCCACGGCGCUUGGACCAAACGACGUCAUCGCCUUCCCAGCGGCUUUAACGUCAUUAGCUGCACACGUUUUGUGGGAGAAGAGAAACAAAAUACAGGAUUUCCUGUUCUGCAGCCACCGGACUGGGCUGCAGAUGCCGGCAGGAUUCCAGCCCUCCGAAAACAUGUGGAAGUUAAACGAGGAGCCGCUGGGAUGGCUGAGGAGCUCGGUGGGCAAUAAAAGCCGGGCGCUCGCUGCUCGUGCUCUCUAGCAUGGCUGUGCCCCCCCUGGGGCACGGCAGGCACGGGAAGAAACCCUUCACCUGCCUUAACCACCCCAUGAGCAAAGAGACUCAGCCGAGAUGGAGAGCAACGCGUCCUCCGGGAACUGCACCGACCCCCAGAUGUCCUUCCAGUCCACCCUGUACGCCACCACCUACACCCUCAUCUUCAUCCCCGGGCUCCUGGCCAACAGCGCUGCCCUGUGGGUCCUGUGCCGCUUCAUCAGCAGGAAGAGCAAAGCCAUCAUCUUCAUGAUCAACCUGGCCGUGGCCGACCUGGCCCACGUGCUCUCGCUGCCCCUACGGACGUAUUAUUACAUCAACCACAGCUGGCCCUUCGGGAGCUUCCUCUGCCAGGUGUGCUUCUACCUGAAGUACCUCAACAUGUACGCCAGCAUCUGCUUCCUCACCUGCAUCAGCAUCCAGCGCUACCUGUUCCUGCUGCACCCCUUCAGGGCCAAGGGCUGGAAGCGGCGCUACGACGUGGCCACCAGCGCCCUGGUCUGGCUCUUCGUGGGGGCCGCGUGCCUGCCCCUCAUCAUCGUGAGGAGCCCGGCCCUGUCCAGCAACAUCAACACCUGCUUCUCGGACCUGGGGGUGAAGCAGCUCAGCCCCGGCGCCUCCAUCGCGCUGGUGACGGUGGCGGAGCUGUUCGGGUUCGUCAUUCCCUUCGGGAUCAUCGCGGGCUGCACGUGGAAGAUGUGGCAGUCGCUGCGGGAGGGCCCCGCGCAGCUGCAGAACGCGGGCGAGAAGCAGAAGGCCCUGAGGAUGGUGCUGAUGUGCUCGGCCGUGUUCUUCAUCUGCUUCACCCCCUACCACAUCAACUUCCCCUUCUUCAUGAUGGUCAUCGAGAACCUCAUCCGGGACUGCGCCGUGCACCGCAGCACGCUGCGCUUCCACCCCAUCUCCCUGUGCCUGGCCAGCCUCAACUGCUGCCUGGACCCCGUCCUCUACUACUUCAUGACCUCCGAGUUCCAGGACCAGCUGCUGCGCCACGGCUGCGUCGCCCUCCGGGCCCGGCUCGCCCAGCGCCGGAGCAGCCUCUCCACCGCUGACACCGACAUCCGCACCAGGAACAGGAACUUCCCACGCUUCAGGUUUUGGUCUCUCCCCAAGUUCUUUGGCCGAAUAAACAGCGUGGAAAUGCCCCCUGUGCCGCCCGACGAGCUGCUGCUGGAGUCCAUCUCCUGAGCAUGGGCAGCUCUGCCCGUGCAGGGGCUUCUCGUCACUCGAGGACUGCAUUAGGUCUCCAAACACACCUUGAAUUCCCCUUGUGUGCCACAGAUGGCAGGAUCUGACCCAGCAGGAUGUUGUGAUGCCAAAAGACUUGCUGGUUGUGUUGUUGCUGCUGGGGGCUGUCGCCUGACACCACUUUCCAUUGGAACACUGUCAAAAUCCCUCCAAAAGCUGUCAGCAGUGCCAGAGCUCCUUGUGCUGAACCACAGCAGGUUCAGACCCCUCUUAUUUUGGUGUUUCAGUGUUUCUACAUAUUUGUCACAUUUGAAAAUCCUUCUGAAUCCUGAGUUAUGAGCUCGCUCCAGGAGUUCCAGCUCUGAACAUGGCACCUACAGCCCAUAGUAACUUAGAGCAUCCACCACACUCACAGGAGGCUCUGGAUCAGGACAGUUUAGUAUCUCCACAUAAACUGAACCUCUUUCCACUACAAAAAUCCACCACCCAGACCUGAUCCAGGCUAAUCUGGACUGUAAGACUAUAGCUCUACAGACAUACACCAAGCAAAGAUCAUUAACCUACAGCCCACCAGUGUUAAAGGGAGUGUGCAAACAAACUGGGCUCAGCUCACACUACUGGGAAAGGCACCCAGAGCUCAGCAAGAGGAUCCACACCUGGCUCCUGGGAGCUGCAGGGUGCUCAGCUGAUAGGGGGGGAUGAAUGUUUGAAGACAAAUAGUGAUGGAUAUGCCAGAAGCAAAGAGGAAGAUGAAGGACAUCUCCCUGGGCACGUUUACUCACAGAAACCUGGUGUGAGCUGCAAAAGUGAGGACUCAUGUUGGUGUUGCUGUUUCUUGUGUUGUUAUGAGGAGUGUUGUGUUAUUUGUCACCUUGCUGACGCCUGUGGUUGUAGAUCCAAACGUUCAGUUUUGCUUUGAAUACCAGCAAAUGUCCCAACCCUCGCUGGGUCCCGAGAAAAGUUUACAAAACUGACCCAAGUACAUCCUGAAAGCUUCAAAUUCCAAGGAAAUAAAAUGAUCCCAACAUGUA
This is a messenger RNA of Pseudopipra pipra, 5915 nucleotides long. RefSeq names its product putative P2Y purinoceptor 10. Lineage: Eukaryota; Metazoa; Chordata; Aves; Passeriformes; Pipridae. Gene Ontology annotation, biological process: positive regulation of Rho protein signal transduction; phospholipase C-activating G protein-coupled receptor signaling pathway. The record is from RefSeq and is a predicted model, not a curated record. The transcript is spliced from 2 exons. Gene Ontology annotation, cellular component: plasma membrane. Bases 3775 to 4884 code for a protein of 369 amino acids. Gene Ontology annotation, molecular function: G protein-coupled receptor activity.